AACGGGGACCCCCCCCAAAAUGGGGACCCCCAAAAUGGGGACCGGGACCCCCAAAAUGGGGAGCGGGACCCCCCCGGUGAGGAUUCCGACCCGCUGGGGCCGUUGGCUCCGCUGCCGAUCCGGAUCCGUUUUCUGCCCCUCGGGGACCCCCCCGCGACCCCCGCCCGCCUCGGGGGGCGCUGCCAACUGCUGGUGCUGGGCUGGAGGUCCCUCCCCGCUCUCUCUCCCGCGCUCGCGGCUUUGGCGGCUCCGGGGGCGACGCUGUUGGUGGAGCUGCCGACGUUGGUUCCCUCCCUCCGCCCCGCCCAGCUGGGGGCGCUGCGGGCGCGCGCGGCGGCUCUGGCGGGGGCGGGGGGCUUCGAGCCCUGGGGGGGGCCCGGGGAGCCCCCGGCCCACCUGCGCUUCCGCAAGGGGCCGAGCGCGGAGACCCCAGACCCAAAUUACCCCAAAGGGCCCUGAGACCCCUCCCCGAAUUAUCCUAAAUAGCCCUGAGACCCCAGACCCAAAUUAACCCAAACGGCCCUGAGACCCCGACCCAAAUUACCCCAAAUAGCCCUGAGACCCCUCCCAAAAUUAUCCCCCAAAUCCUCUUCCUGUUC
Taeniopygia guttata (zebra finch) is the source of this 599-nucleotide messenger RNA. Lineage: Eukaryota; Metazoa; Chordata; Aves; Passeriformes; Estrildidae. The record is from RefSeq and is a predicted model, not a curated record.